Messenger RNA from Anopheles coustani, 982 nucleotides. Its product is annotated as estradiol 17-beta-dehydrogenase 11. The coding region runs from base 1 to 975 and encodes 324 amino acids. The transcript is spliced from 5 exons. Gene Ontology annotation, cellular component: lipid droplet. NCBI's taxonomy places the organism in Eukaryota, Metazoa, Arthropoda, Insecta, Diptera, Culicidae. Gene Ontology annotation, molecular function: oxidoreductase activity, acting on the CH-OH group of donors, NAD or NADP as acceptor. The record is from RefSeq and is a predicted model, not a curated record.
AUGGUCCUGCGAAUGCGCGACAUGCUGUACGAGAAUCCGCUCGAUCACUUCCUCUCGUUGUUGAUUGAUUUGCUGAUAUUUUCCGUAAAAUCCGUCUACUACGUGCUGGAAACGAUCGCCCUCACACUCACACCGUAUCAGUUUCGGAAGCUAAAGGAUAUCUCCGGCCAGGUGGUGCUGAUAACGGGUGGAGGUGGCGGCGUUGGUCGGCAGUUGGCAUUGAACUUUGCGCGUCUACGAGCGCGCGUAGUCAUCUGGGACAUCAACACGGACGCGCUGAAGGGAACGGCGGAUGCACUGGAAGCUGAAGGCUACCGGUGCCAUACCUACCUGGUGGACAUAUCGGAGCGCGAGCGGGUGUACGAGGCAGCCAAGAAGGUGCAGCAAGAAGUAGGCAACGUGCAGGUACUGAUCAACAAUGCCGGUAUCGUGGCCUGCCGCACACUCUGGGAUCUUAGCGACAAAGCGAUCGAGAGCACUUACGCCGUGAACAUUCUGUCGCACUAUUGGACGACCCGCGCGUUUCUUCCGGAAAUGAUGAACUCGAACAGUGGACACAUCGUUACGGUCGGUUCGGUGGCAGGACUGCUCGGAACUUACGGCUGUACGGAUUACAGUGCAACCAAGUUUGCCUGUGUCGGGUUCCAUGAGGCCCUCUUUACGGAGCUCAAGACACACGGUUACGAUAACAUCCACACGACCCUGGUCUGCCCGUACUACAUCAACACGGGCAUGUUUGCCGGGUGCCGACCGCGUCUCCUGCCCAUGCUGGAACCGAAGCACGUCGCCGACAGUAUGGUGCGCUCGAUACUGAAAAACGAAGUGAACUGCACGCUGCCGGACCACGUACGCAUGUUCCUGCCGCUCAAGUGUCUGCUGCCGGCGAAGAUGUGCUGGGAGCUGAUGUACCGCGUCAUGAAAGGCCCCGAAACGAUGAUGGGCUUCCGCGGUCGGGGCAAAGCGACUGCCGGGUAGAGCCAUA